UUUGCUUAAUUAAAGUAUAAGAUUGGAUUUGACGUAUUUGUGCUAAUAUAAGGUAACAUUGGCUAUACCUAAAAAAAGACAGUAAUUUUAAUAUAAAUAUAAUAAAAAAUAGCCAUGGGGAAAGUUGAAAAUUCACAAAAACAUAUGUAUUAUAUGCCUAUGCAAAACGUGAAUAUUGAGACCAGCAUAAAAUUACCAUUAAUUGGAAUUAGACACUGGCAGGUCCUUUUAUUAUUCAUCAUGAUUGUCACGGCGUUUGGCUUUAAUGUCAGCUUAUCUGUGACUAUUGUAGCUAUGACUGACCCAAAAGCUAGUCCCAAUAAAAAUGUUCCUACUUACAACUGGAAACAGAAAGGCUCAAUACUAUCUUCCUUCUUUUGGGGAUAUAUUUGGCCUCAAAUCCUUGCCGGUUACGUCGCCAACAGGUUUGGAGCAAAAUGGUUUUUGAUAGCUUCAAUGUUUUGUAAUUCUAUUUUAACUCUAUUUAUACCUCUCACUGCUGCAAGGUUUGGUUCGAUAGGAAUGUGCUUUAAUAGGACAUUACAAGGAUUUAGUCAAGGAUUUUUGUUUCCUUCCCUUACAAACCAACUAAGUAAAUGGGUACCUAAGGAGGAACGAAGUCGGCUCGGUGCAUUUGCUUUUGGUGGUAAGAAAUUUAGAAAUAUUUUAGCUGGCCCGUUUGGAACUGUAAUUUCUAUGUUGCUUUCGGGAAUAAUAUCAGCUAGUUGGUAUGGCUGGCCUCUAUUAUUUUACCUUUAUGGUGCAUUGGGACUAAUAUGGUGUAUACUAUUUAUUUUUUUUGGAUAUAAUUGCCCGGCUGAUCAUCCCUCUAUUUCCAGUGCUGAAAAAUGUUAUAUAGAAAAAAGUUUGGAGCAAAAGCCUUUAAAUAGACCGAAAAAAGUUCCGUGGGGAGCCAUAUUUACCUGUCCACCUGUAUGGGCUUUGUUCACUAUUCAGCUAGGAUAUCAUUAUAUUUUCUGGACAUUGCUUAGCCAGAUACCAAGUUACAUGGAUCACGUUAUGAAUUUUAAUAUUAAGAGCAACAGUGCUUUAUCAUCCUUACCUUAUCUGACUGCAUGGAUUCUAAGUUUUGUUUUUAGUAUAUUAUCAGAUACAAUUAUUAACAAAAAAUUAGUUACAGUUCAAACUGGUAGAAAAAUAUUUACUAGUAUUGGCUUACUGGUUCCAGCAUUAGCCCUUGUAGCUCUUGGGUUAACUACACCUGAACAACCAAUACAAGUAAUAGCUUUGUUAAUAGUUGCAGUAGGGGUUAUAUCAGCCAAUAUGUCUGGCUGGUCCUUAAACCAUAUGGAUUUAGCGCCAAAUCUUGCUGGAACUUUAAUGGGAUUGACUAAUGGAUUCUCACAUCUUUCUGCUAUACUAGCUCCUUUAAUUGUGCAAUACCUUGUGACGGAAGAGAGUAAUCCACAACAAUGGAAAAUCGUAUUCUUUUUAGCAUCAGCCGUGGCAACUUUUGCUGUAGUAAUAUAUGACAUUUUCGGAUCUGGAAAACAACAAAAAUGGGACCUCGAGGCAGUGACAAAUAUAAAAGACGGCGCGACAGCCUUAACCAAAGAGACACAAUUUUAAUUAAUUAACUUAAUUAUAACUAAACUAUUUCUAAAUAAAAAACUUUUAUCAUAAAAA
This is a messenger RNA of Anthonomus grandis grandis, 1647 nucleotides long. Its product is annotated as putative inorganic phosphate cotransporter. Lineage: Eukaryota; Metazoa; Arthropoda; Insecta; Coleoptera; Curculionidae. The coding region runs from base 115 to 1590 and encodes 491 amino acids. Gene Ontology annotation, biological process: monoatomic anion transport; transmembrane transport. The record is from RefSeq and is a predicted model, not a curated record. The transcript has 9 exons. Gene Ontology annotation, cellular component: plasma membrane. Gene Ontology annotation, molecular function: transmembrane transporter activity.